This is a messenger RNA of Dracunculus medinensis (Guinea worm), 1704 nucleotides long. Lineage: Eukaryota; Metazoa; Nematoda; Chromadorea; Rhabditida; Dracunculidae. The record is from the annotation of a GenBank genome assembly.
AUGGAUAAUAAUGAUGCAAAAUUUGGAGCAGAUAGUGAAUUACGUGAUGCAUCUGAGGAGGAAAAUAUGAUAACGCCAAAUAAAAAAUAUAUGGAUGCUUUAAGGAUUAUUGAGACAGUUGAAGAAGACCAUUCGUUUCGUCUCGAUAUCGAAGCUCUUGAACGUAUUCUUCUCGUUCCAGAAAUUACUGAUAAAAAGGUGUCAAUUAUAAGUGUGGCGGGUGCAUUUCGAAAAGGAAAAAGUUUUCUAUUAAACUUUUUUUUGCGUUAUUUGCAAGCUGAUCUAGUAGCACAGCAAAAUGGAGACUGGAUAUAUGGCGAUUCAUAUCUUAACGGAUUUAGCUGGAGAGGAGGAAGUGAGAGAGAAACGUCUGGAAUUAUGUUAUGGGCGAAACCAUUUGUUGUCAAAAAUCGAAAUGGAGAGGAAGUUGUAGUACUUUUAAUGGAUACGCAAGGUGCCUUUGAUAGUCAAAGUACGGUCAAAGAUUGUGCUACAAUAUUUGCUUUAUCUACGAUGUUAUCGUCGAUGCAGAUUUAUAAUUUAAGUCACAAUGUACAAGAAGAUGACUUACAACAUUUGCAGUUAUUUACAGAAUAUGGACGACUAGCUUUGGAAAGCACAACUGUAAAACCGUUUCAGUCGCUUCUCUUUCUUGUUCGCGACUGGAGUUUUCCCUAUGAAGCUGAAUAUGGUUUUCAAGGAGGUGAACGUUUACUCGAUCGUAGAUUACAGAUAUCAUCCAAACAACAUGUAGAGCUACAACAGUUAAGACGUCAUAUUUAUGCGUGCUUUGAGUCAAUUUCUUGUUUCUUAAUGCCUCAUCCAGGUCUUCGUGUAUCGACUAGUCCCUUAUUCAGAGGGGAAAUUUCGGAUAUCGAAAUGGAGUUUCAACAACAAUUACGUUGUCUUGUUCCUCGUUUAUUAGAUUCAUCGAACCUUUUAAUGAAAAAGAUAAAUGGCAAUGAAGUAACAUGCCGUGAACUUGUCGAAUAUUUCAAGGCAUAUGUUACUAUAUUCCAAGGUGAAGAUCUUCCGGAACCCAAAUCUAUGUUAAUGGCCACUGCAGAAGCCAAUAAUUUAGCUGCAGUAUCAACGUCAAAAGCACAUUAUGUAAAGCAAAUGGAAGAGGUUUGCGGAGGUGAUGCGCCAUAUCUGAGUUCCAAUGAUCUUGCAGAUCAUCAUGAACAUUUUCAUCAUGAAGCAAUAAAAUUAUUCAAAAAUGCUCGUAAAAUGGGAGGAACAGAAUUUUCAUUCCAAUUUCUUGAAAAACUUGAGGCUGAUAUAGAGGAACAAUAUGGAAGUUUCGUAAAAAUGAAUAACAGUAAAAAUUUGUUCAAAUCAAUGCGUACGCCGGCUGUUUUAGUUGCGUUCAUGAUAUUUGAUUAUGUUCUUCAAGAAUUCUUCCAACUUAUUGGACUUGAUUCUAUUGCCGGUUUAUUUUCAACAGCGCUUUGCAUUGCUAUUUUUGCACUUUGUACAUGGGCUUAUUCUCGAUACAGUGGUAAUUUCCGAGAUGCAGGCAUAAUGGUUGACAAAGCUGUAGCAUGGGCUUGGGUUAAUUUCUUAUCAUCAGUUACGCAAGAAGGAAUGCACAAAGCUGUGGCGAUUGGUCACAGGUUGGCUCAGGUAUUUUCAUCAAAUUAUGAGAGGAAUAUGCCCAAAAGAAAUUUAGGAAUGAAAAUUAAAAUUUUUAAUUUACUUUAA